Molecule: messenger RNA, 955 nt
Organism: Hydractinia symbiolongicarpus
Lineage: Eukaryota; Metazoa; Cnidaria; Hydrozoa; Anthoathecata; Hydractiniidae
Exons: 2
Coding region: 86-658 (190 amino acids)
Source: RefSeq, a predicted model, not a curated record
UAAAAAAUGAAAUACAGUCGAUGAAAAGUAUGAGACAGAUGGUGGAUUUGUUAACGAGAAACAUGUUGUUGCCAGUUCCUGAAUAAUGUCAAACAAACCAGCGAAUCCAUUAUACAUCAGUUGUCAUGGGAACCACGUUACAUACGCAAGAAAACAUGGCGGCGAACAUGUUCAACAUAUAUCGCAGCAUUCCAAGCUGUUUCCAAAAUUAACGAAAUCAACGCCUGAAGUAAGUUUUUUGAAGAAAGAAGACCGAACUUUGUGCCCAAAUAAUAAAAAUCUUCUACUGAACAAAACUAUUUGUCAUCGUCAAACAGCCAGGCGAUCUCAGCCAAUCACGUUCAAAGCUAUUGACAAGCAAAACACCGUGAAGCACUCCAACUUUGUGCGGAUUAUAUCGCAGCUGCGAAACUUACAAAGUGAACAAUGCUCUCCUUCUUUCCGACAUUCCUCAUCUCCGGUAUUUAAACCAUUGGCAGUUUCACCUACACCCUCCACCUCAGUAGUUGAAAAGAAUGAAAAGAAGCGAUCAUCGAGGAAUUCCAAUGUUACUUUACCAGACAUAGGUAAAAGAAAUUCUUUGAAACAUCAAUAUAAUUUACACGAAACAGUCCACAGCCCUCGUUGUUUUCCAACAGUUGUCGUAUUACCUCCUUGACAAAGAACAAUCCGUGUUCGUACUUUUCAUAACAAAACUACCUUUAUUCUUGCAAAAAAUUCCUGUGCCCUAGCAUUAUAAUCCGAUGACACGGUCGCAUUUUAAAGAUCUGAACUGACGAUUUUUUUGGAGCAAAUGAUGUUUGAUUUCAACAAUGUCUGUCUUAACUUUUUGAUUAAAAGCUUUUAAAGCCACUUUGUUAGCAGGCCUCUGGUAAUCAGUGCGAUAUUACAGCACAGACCCCUUUUUUUAAUUCUUAUUUUUGUAAUUGGCAAGAAUAAAAAUGGAGAUCCCCCA